CUUCGUACCCGAUCUAUAAUUAUGGAAGCCCAAGGAGAAGGAAGAGCUUGCCCAGCUGAUCUUACUCAGUUCCGCAGCUGUGUUGCAAAACCCUGCUAUAGUUGGGUUCUUGGAGAAUGGUCCCCGUGCAGAGUUGAGGGUGGACAAUGUGGAGAUGGAAUCCAGGUACGAAACCUGCUGUGUAUGGUGCAUGAUGGCAUUUCGUCGUCAACAUUUAAGCAAGUUGAGAACACCCUGUGUGAAGAGCUUCCCCCUAAAGAGAAUUUGCUUCGACUUCCGUGUUCCGUCCCUUGUCCAGGUGACUGUCAUUUAUCCGAGUGGUCUGAGUGGAGCUCUUGUGAAUUAACGUGCAUCGAUGGCAGGAGCUUUGAGAGCAUGGGCCGUCAGUCUCGAUCAAGAACAUUUAUCAUUCAAUCUUUCGAAAAUCAAGACAGCUGCCCUGAACAAGAAUUGGAGACCAGGCCUUGCUCAGGAGGAAAAUGCUAUAAUUAUGUAUGGAAAACAAGUCUUUGGCAAGAUAAUGAACGAACAGUGUGGUGCCAGCGUUCUGAUAGGCUGAAUGUUACAGGGGGCUGCUCUCUGCAGCUACAGCCGGCUACAACCAGGCAUUGCAACCCAGCCUGCAAGAAACCCUUCUCAUUCUGUACACAGGGUGGCAUCUGUGGCUGUGAGAGAGGCUACACUGAAAUAAUGAGAUCAAAUGGCUUCCUGGAUUACUGCAUGAAAAUACCCGGUUUAGCAGAUAAGAAAGCUGAUGUUAAAACAAAUGCUGCCAAGCAUAAACCUAUCAAUUCCAAAAUGCAUGACAUUUUCAAAGGAUGGUCAAUUCAGCCUUUUAACCCAGAUGGAAAACUUAAAAUCUGGGUAUAUGGAGUAUCAGCUGGCGGAUUUCUCAUUAUAGUUUUCCUAAUCUUCACCUCCUAUCUUCUUUGCAAAAAACCAAAACAGCCACAACAUACUCCUCCUCCGCCGAAGUGUCUGACUUUAGCCUACGAUGGAGAUGUUGAUAUGUAAGAUGGAAACUACCACCCAAAUGUAGACAUUGACUGCCUUAACCGCUGUCCCCCACCCCACCCCCGCCUCUUUUGAUACAAGAUUCCAGCUGAUGAGUUUUUGGGUUUUAUUAUUUUUUUCUUUGGGAGAAUCUGGCAUCUGAUAUACCGGUAAUUCGGCAGAAUCUUAACUUCCAAACUUGACCGG
This is a messenger RNA of Thamnophis sirtalis, 1200 nucleotides long. The record is from RefSeq and is a predicted model, not a curated record. Lineage: Eukaryota; Metazoa; Chordata; Lepidosauria; Squamata; Natricidae.